Molecule: messenger RNA, 4314 nt
Organism: Vespula vulgaris
Lineage: Eukaryota; Metazoa; Arthropoda; Insecta; Hymenoptera; Vespidae
Exons: 4
Coding region: 424-3216 (930 amino acids)
Source: RefSeq, a predicted model, not a curated record
CCACCGGCUGACUGCCGUCGUCAGUCUCGCCAAGAUAUCUCGGGAGUCAACAGGUGCGUCUAGGAGCCGACACGCUCCUUCCUCCUCUUUCGUUCUUUUUAUCCUCCUUUAUUUCUUUUUUAUUCUUCUUUUUUCUCUUUUUUCUUUUUACUUUUUUUUUCUUCGACACCGUAUCAUCGAAUUCGACAAAGUUGGUCUCUGAACGUAUAAAGGCACCGAGGAUUGUCAAUAAAGAAAAAAAUAAAAGAAAAAAAUUUUUGAUUUUUCCUCUUCCAUCUUGCGUCUAUCUUGCAUCGAGAUAGAAAGAGAAGGAGAGAGAGAGAGAGAGAGAGAGAGGGAGAGAGAGAGAGAGAGAGAGAGGGGGGGAAAGAAAAACGAAAAAUCGCGAGAAUCGUUCGGUGAGGAUCGCAAUAUAACUGCAAGAUGAUGUCAACGAAGGUAACAUUUAUUCUAGUCUUGGCAGUUUUGAUUAUCGGGAAUCUAGCGAUAGAUCUACCAAAGCCUGGCUACGCUAGGACAGUUUUAAAAGUAUCUAGAAGUCUUCCGGGUGAGACCGAGGAGUUAAAGAUUAGGACGAGCGAAGGUAACUUGGCAACUUUGAUCGUGAAACGACGUGAAAAGUCAACGUCGAUGUUCGAUGACGAUCGAGUCGUAUCGUCGGGUAUCGACGUUACCGAAAGGAAAGAGAACGUUAGCAAACACGAUAUUCCAUCAACUAGAAAGAACGAAACCGAUAGUGAAAACGAUGAGAAAAAGAAGAAGGAGGAUGUAAGGAAAAUGGAAGAGGCACAAGUCGAGGAGAUCCGUGCGAAAUUUGUCAAACCCGAGGAAAUCUCGGUAACCGAGAGAUCGUCCGAUCAAAACGAAACGAAAACUACGAUAACUCGUACUAUCCGACCAAUCGGCGAAAGCAAUAUCGAUUAUGGAAAUUGGACGCCGUUAGGCGAGGAUGGUAGAGCUUUGAAACUUGGUGAAACCACUACCGAGGAAUAUCACAAUUGGAAGCCUCUACCGGCUGACGCGAAGUUGCCGGUUGAACAGGGCAGAUCGAGUUACGUUCGUUUCGGUGAUACCACUUAUGCGAACAACGGAUUGCUAUUUGUAAGAAAUCUACAAGAUCGAACACAGAGAAACCUCGACUUUGUCGAGGAGAAAAAUAAUCAGGCCACGCAAUAUACGUUCUUACCGCAUCAGCCCAGGCAAUCGACCAGAACGAACAUCGGUGCCAAUCUGUCGAAGAACAGAGAUGCCAAAAACGUUCCGCCCGAAGUCAUCAUCAGAUCGGAAAUCAAUGUCAAGUCUCAUCCGAAGAGAUCACCCAUGUCAUUGGACAGCGACGGUACCCCCAUAAUACACGGCAAACGUGUCCCAGACGAACCCAUGGAUAAGAUCCAAACUUGGCGCAACGCCAGAAUCAUCAACAACAAGCUGAUAACCGAGAGUACGAGUUCCAACCCCGUGGAUCCUUCCGGUGCUUACUAUUCGUCCGAUCAUCUAGCGGAGAGACAAAGAUUCGAAAGAUUCUUCAAGGAUGUUAAUCGUAGAUAUGGGAGAAAUUACGAGGACAAUGGGAGAAACGUUUACUUCGAAUGGGAUCCGAAAAAUUACAAGAACGAAGCUCUGAACGCCGAGGUUUACGAAACGAGGAACGACAACUAUCGAGCCAAUGUACAAAAACGAAUGUUACAUCCCGACAGUAUCGCCAAUUAUCCAGUUUCGCAACUUUACACUCCGGAAAGUCAAAAGAUUUCGUCAGUACCCGUGAAACCUGGAGUGAGAGCUCCCGUUUUACAGUAUGCUCAUCCCGAAUUGGGCGUCCAACCGGCUAAGAUCGUGAAGAACGAGAAAAGACGACCGGAGAGUCAUAUGGAUAAUUAUCAACACUCGAACGGACAGUAUCCGUUUAUGGAGCAACGUCAAAAAAAGAAAUACGUACUGAACGAUAAGAACAUAGUCGACACUUACACGACGAAGAACUACUAUCCGAAUCAACACUUUUAUGGCCUGAAAAGACCGAGCGACACGCCGUUUUGGGUGAAAAUAUCGGAGAAUUUGAAGAAUCAAUUUUCCAGCGGGGUAGAAAAGGUAUCCCAAUUCACCAAGCCCGUGUUCGAUCCAUUGGUCGAGGCAACGCAUAAAAUAUCUCAAAAUUUAGGCUUGUCGAACGGCAAAGAGGCGCAGGAUAAGAUCGGUACUGUAGCUUCUGGCACAAGCAUUCUCAUACCUGCUCUUGGUCUCGUUGCGUCCGGUGCUGCGCUUGGAAUCGGUGCUGUGGCAGUGGGAAGAUAUCUUGACGUGGACGUUUUGAAGAGAUCCAACGAAGAUACUAUCGAUUUGGAACAUAAAAGAGCGAUAGAAACGAAUCCCUCGUUCUUGGAAGUCCUCGAGAAGCAGAGAAAAGAUAACCUCGAGUUUCAAUUACCGCGUGACACAGCGGACGGUGGUGUAUAUUUGGUGCUGGAACAAGAGAAACGAACUCCGGAGAGUCUCCUGGACAAAAAUCAGCGCAAUAGAAGGAGUCUGGACUACGUGGACAUCUUUAACACCGAGGCCGACGUUAAGAGUCUUGAAAAGAGCAAGAGAUUACAGAGGAAAGGGGCAGAUUCGAUCACCGAGAUAGUCGAGAUCGAUCUACCCGCAGCGAAGGGUAACAUCGACGUGACCGAGUUUUUGAUUCCUAGAAGAAAUACUAAGAAGGAGAAGGAAGCGAGAAGGGACGGGACGAUUUUUGUAAUCGGAGAUGAUUCUUUGUCUCAGGAACUAGCAAAAAAGGAUCUUGCUACAGAGGUAUCCGAAAAAGAUUCCUUCGUUAACGUUGCGAGGAUAAUCGAGGACGCGAUCGAAAGAUCUAAAAAGAUAUCUAUGGAGGAACGGAAUAAAACGAGAAGGAAAAGAAGUACGGAAAGCGAUGAUCAGGAAUUAGACGAUAUCUUGCAAAAUCUGGAAAACGCCGAGGUUGCCGAGAUCGCGCAUAUCGAUGGCGACUGGACCAAUACACCCUGCGCAAAAAGGAUAUUCUGUGACACUAUGAUUCAAAAGGAUCCCGAAGCUUCGAUCUUUAUGGAAAAGAAGAUGGCUAAAUUGUUGGGUCUAAUUCAGCCUGGAGCAGCCGUGCAAGUAUCGAGUCACUUCGAGGAGGUAAUGGACGCCAUCAGAAGGCACGAUUGUUCGAGUUUUCUUUGCCCUCAAGCCAGACCCGGAAACAUUUUCUUCUAAUCAUCAUCGAUAAGAGGAGGACAACUUUCUUCGUUCCUUUUUCUUUGUUUCUUUUUUUCCCUUUCUUUCCUUUUUUAUCUUUUAGUCACGUCGAAGGAGAUCUUUACCGAUCAAUUGUACAUAAUUGCCACCGAGGCGAGAAUUUUAUUUAAUGAUAUGCACAUUCUACUUUAAUUUAAUUCUAGAAACUCUCUCAAGGCAUAAAUCUAUCUCGUGAGUUCGACGAAAGAACGAGUAGGUCGUUUCCCAAAUGGCUUUCUGCGAACGCACGAUUGCAUGAGCGCGAUCCCUUUUGAUCUCCUUGUUAGAUUACUCGAGAUCAGAAGAGAUAAUAGCGUAAGAGUGUUAAAGUUAAUAGAACGUGUCCUGCAAAGAGAGUUAUCGUUUGCUUUACAUGUAUGUAUCUACGUAUAUCAUAUUUAUUUGUAUACCGUGUGAUUUCCCAAGGAUCAUCGCGGUUCGUAUUAUAUGCAAAGGCCAAUGAAUAAAUGAUAUUUUUUACGUAAAAAAAAAAGAAAAAAGAAGUAUCGUAUCAGUUCUAGAUUUAACGCAAAUGUCGUCACAAAAACCGUCUGUUAUUAUUAUCAACGAACGAACCAUAUUCGAGAAUUCGCCUUGGUAUUCGACGAUUUCAGCCAAUAGUAAUACGUUUUAGAUUUCGUUGCUAAAUUGGACUAGAAUCCUUCGUACGAAACUUUCCCAAACCAUUGCGAUAUCCGCUACUCGAACCCGUUACUGGAACGUUGUCGAGCGGGUAGCGAAAAUGUAUAAAUUAAUGUAAUUAACGCUGAACCACUAAGAAAUUCCUUAUAUAUAAAGCGGUGCACCGAGACAGUUUUAAACACCUCAGGGAGCAUGGUAAAACCUGAAAGAUUAGGCUCGUUAAAUUUUUUUUCAAGGCAUAACGCAAGUUAAAUCGCCUUUUAGAAGGGGAAGACGAAGUUAAACGGUACGGUCCUGGAUGGAUACAUUUUUAAGUAGAUGGUAGUGGGGAUCGUAGUUCAUUUAACUUCAACGAGAGAGAGAGAGAGAGAGAGAGAGAGCAUGCGUACUGCCGUAUCGAAGAAAAAUAAAAAGAUAUUCAUACCUAAGGACAAA